CUAGAAUGUUAGCGGGUGCUGCAAAUCCCAGUUCUCCAUGAAAAGAAACACAUGCCUCAGCUUCUUCUCUCACAUUCCAUCUUUCCACAUUGCCGCUCUGCAAGCCUUUCCCGAAACAACUAAAGGAGUGCAACAGUUAAGGCAGUAGUCCGAAGACACUUUCAGCGUUUGGGUGCACAUCAAAGGUCAUGGAGCGAAAUGGCUCGUCCAGAUCAUUGAAGAGGAACAUCCUCGCCGUUGUGACAGCUGUGUCAUGGGCCAACUUGGUGGCAAUCGCUGUUGCAUUCAACAGCGCGGAGUAUGCCAGUGCUCUGGACAAGUCCCUCCUCUUCUACGAUGUUCAGCGCUCCGGAAAGCUUCCUCCCUGGCAGCGCAUCAAAUGGAGAGCAGACUCUGCUCUGGACGAUGGAAAAGCCGAGAAGAUGAAUCUCACGGGUGGUUAUUACGAUGCUGGCGAUAAUGUCAAGUUCGGGCUGCCCAUGGCUUUCUCUAUUACUCUUCUGGCCUGGAAUGUGGUGGAGUUCGGCGACAACUUGCAAUACACUGGACAGCUUCAAAAUCUUUUGAACAACAUCCGCUGGGGAACAGACUAUUUGCUGCGGUGCUACUCUGAUUCUGAAGAACUCUGGGUGCAGGUCGGUGAACCGAAUGCCGAUCACCAAUGCUGGGAGAGACCCGAAGACAUGGACACACCGCGAACGGCCUACAAGAUCGAUUCCGACAAUCCGGGAUCUGAUGUAGCAGCUGAGACUGCUGCUGCGUUUGCCGCAGCGUCCAUGGCUUUCCGUCGUGCAGACGUCGCCUAUUCCAACACACUCAUUCUUAGCGCAAGGCGGAUCUUCAACUUUGCUGACAAUUACAGAGGCAAAUAUAGUGACAGUCUCGCUGGAGCUGUUUGCCCCUUCUAUUGCUCCUACUCUGGAUACAAGGAUGAGCUUGUGUGGGGAGCGGCUUGGCUGUACAAGGCAACCCGCCUAGACCUCUACCUUCAAUAUCUCAUCACAAAUGCAAACUCCUUGGGGGGUGCGACCGUGACAGUGAAUGCGUUCAACUGGGAUAACAAGUAUGCAGGAGCGCAGUUACUUGUCGCUCAGGAAAUUCUUACGGGAACACAAGGUCUCCAGCAAGGCUAUAAAGACCGCGCCGAUGGCUACAUCUGUCAAGUAUUGCCCUCGUCAAUUAGUCCGGCGUCGACGACGACUUACACUCCAGGGGGCCUGCUGUACCAGACCGACGGCUCCAACAUGCAGGCUGUGACAACGGCCGCAUUCCUACUCACAAACUACGCUAGAUCCCUUGCAACGGCAAAAAAAACUAUCCAAUGCGGAGGCAGCCAGAUCACACCCGCCCAACUCACCACAGUUGCACAAAACCAGGUAGAUUACAUCCUCGGAAACAACCCCAAAAAGAUGUCCUACAUGGUGGGUUUCGGAAGCAAAUAUCCAACACAACCUCACCACCGGGCGUCGUCGUUGCCCUCCACAUCGGCUCUAUCACAGAAAAUUGGAUGCGGCCAAGGUUUCACUUAUUACAGCAGCAAAAACCCCAACCCCAACUUGGCCAUGGGCGCAAUCGUUGGCGGUCCAGACAAGAACGACAACUUCAACGACGUCAGAAGCAACUACGCCGCGCUGGAGCCCACAACUUACAUCAAUGCACCCAUUGUUGGAAUCUUAGCUGUUCUUGCAACCAAUCGCACUUCCACCACCACCACAACAGCCUCUGCCCAACUGCCGAUUGCCCUUCAACGCUUCUAGGAUCCCAUGCAAACAUUCCUCAACACUGGUUUCACUUCGCUGUGAUGGAUCUGAUCUCGAAAUUAAAAAAACAGUCAAGUUGGCUUGACUAAUAGCAUCAAAUCACACAAUAAAAACAGCAACCUCGUAUCUCUCUCGCUUAUAUAUAUAUAUAUAUAUAUAUAUAUAAAUACGUUUCAUUCUCGCUAGUUUCUCGGUUUGUGAACGCUCCGAGGAAGUGUUUCUCAACUAGCCUUGCAGUAGUUAGUGGUACCUAAGUUGAGAUUUUUAUAUUCCUUACUCUGAUUUUAUAAUAUUGCGGCAUUAUAAAAGUAAUUUUUUAUGCGAACAAUUUGCACCUACUCCUGAUCCUGUUCAUGCUGAACAUCACACUGCUCAGAGAACUGGUUUCAACAAGACAUGUGCAAUCUUUUGCGAAAUAGAUUGAUUUAGUGAUGUUGCUAA
Physcomitrium patens is the source of this 2201-nucleotide messenger RNA. RefSeq names its product endoglucanase 3. NCBI's taxonomy places the organism in Eukaryota, Viridiplantae, Streptophyta, Bryopsida, Funariales, Funariaceae. Gene Ontology annotation, biological process: carbohydrate metabolic process. Gene Ontology annotation, molecular function: hydrolase activity, hydrolyzing O-glycosyl compounds. The record is from RefSeq and is a predicted model, not a curated record.